AUUUUGAAAAUAUCCCCAAAGGAAGUGUUCUCCUUGCUCUGCUAGCGGAACAUAGGUCGUCAGAAGAGAGUCGACAUUUUGUUAGCUUCCUAGCAAAAUAAACUGAUAGGGCAACUCGGUUAUAAUAAAAGUUGCUCUCAGAGGCCUCAGAGUCUCCGGCUGCAAUCAUGUGGUAUGAAAUCCUGCCAGGCUUGGCGGUCAUGACGGUGUGUUUGAUCAUUCCCGGGGUCGCCACCGCUCAGAUACACAAGUUUACAAACGGAGGAAAGUGAGGAGAAAAGAGAAUUGCUCGGUAUCCCUGGCAGUGGUAUCUGAUGGAGAGAGACAAGCGAGUGUCAAAAACUGGAAACUACUUUGAUUCCAAGGGACUCGAGAACAUCCACUGAUGACCAGGAAUUUAAGGACACUGAUGAGAAGAAAGUUGUACAAUAAAAGAAUAUAUUUAACAUCCAGCUGUUUGUUUUUUCAGUCCAUGAAAGCAAUCGUCCCUGUUAUUAAUUAAACUGUUCCACACUGAAA
Molecule: messenger RNA, 519 nt
Organism: Eleginops maclovinus (Patagonian blennie)
Lineage: Eukaryota; Metazoa; Chordata; Actinopteri; Perciformes; Eleginopidae
Gene: ndufa1
Product: NADH:ubiquinone oxidoreductase subunit A1
Exons: 3
Source: RefSeq, a predicted model, not a curated record